UCACUCUCCCUCCUCUGAAAUGAUGCCCUUCUCCCUUUAUGCAGACUCAUAAUGAUACAACAUAUAUUAAUCAAAUUCAAUACAGUGCCUAAAUUCCUUGCACCUUUCUCUGAAUCAUCCUUCCUUCCUUCUUCUUCUUCUCUACUUCUCUCACCCCAUCAAUGGCUGCCAACAAAUUUGCGACCUUGCUGCACAGAAACACAAACACUGUGGUUGUGACUCUGGUUUAUGCGGUUCUAGAAUGGGUGUUGAUACUUCUUCUUCUUCUGAAUUCUCUCUUCAGUUAUCUCAUCACAAGGUUUGCCAAAUGGGUAGGCCUCAAGCCUCCGUGCCUGCUUUGUUCAAGGCUCGAUCAUGUUCUAGAGCCGGAGAGUAAAAGCAAGGUCUUGCAGAGCGAUGCUGUGUGUGAAACUCACGCGGCUGAGAUUUCCAAGAUGGGUUUCUGCUCAAUCCAUGGGAAAAUGGCGGAGACACAGAGCAUGUGUGAGGAUUGCUUGGUCUCCAUUAGAGGCAUGGCUUUCGUUUCGUGGUUUAGUGAGAAAUCUGAGAGAUGCUCUUGCUGUGAUAAGAGCUUGAGAACUACCUAUACAAGCAAAGAGACUUUGAUUGUGGAAGCCUCCGAUGAUGAUGAUGAAGAUGAAGAUGAGGAAGAAGGAGAAGAAGAAGGAGAUAGAGAGUGUGACCAUCAGAUACUUUUUGAUGUGGAGAGUUUUAUACUCAGAGAAGUGGCAGAAGAUCGUUCGAACAGUUCUGUUUCAAAGGAUGCAGAGAAAGAUGAGAAAGAAGAUGAUCUUAUUAUCAUUACAGACACGGAUCCGAUUAGUGAAUGUCACCAUCUUCUUCAUCGUUUCUCUGAGUCUGUUUGGGAAGAUAGAUCGUUUGAUUGCAUCAGUAUGCGUUUUGAAACCAACGUAGAUGAUAAGGAUCAACGUGUGAUACCUGUGGAGUUAAUAGACUCUUUUACCUCUGCAAAUUUUGGAGCUUGUAAAUCAGAAGAUGGUGUUGGGAAGAAGGACCAAAAGAUCGAAACUUUGGCCUCUGAGUCAUCAAUUGAAGCUGAAUUAAGCAUGAAAGAUCAUAUGGUUUUGGAACAAGAUGACGAAGGGUUAAAAAAUGAUGGAGAUAAUGCUGAAUCAGCCAUGGAAAAGCAAGACGAUGAACAAGCAUUCGAAUGCACCCAAGAAGAUCAAACCUCUUCAAGUGACGAUGAUGCUGAAGUUCAAAAUGCCUUUGAUGAAUUCUUAGCUCAGAAUAAUAUUUGCCAGUCUCAGUCUUUGUUCUGUGGUGACAACAACAUAGAAACAACCCCAGAAGAAGCAGAUGAUACACAAGACAAUCUGCCUCAAUCUGAAGAACCCUCCUGUUCUUGUGAAUGCAUAGAAGAAGACCAAUCCUUAACCAGUGACGAUGAUGCUGAAGUUCCUGAUGCCUUUGAUAAAUUCAUUGCUCAGAACAGCCUUGGAAUGUCUCACUCUCACUCUUUUUCUUGUCUUGUUGAAACUGGUGCAAAUGAUGAGGAGGAUGCUGACCUAAGUUUGGCUGACGAAAAUCAUGAAGAAACAAGCCAUAAUCAUUCAUCAAAAUCCUGUGCGGAAGAUGAAGUAGAAGAAGACAAACUUCCUGAAACUCCAAGUUCUGUAGAUGGCCUGCAUUACCUGCAUGGGAAAAUGUUGCUUUAUGAGAAAACAGAGUCUGGGGAUGGAAGUGAGAUAGAAAAUGGCGAUUCAGUAUCGACAAUUGAACAACUGAAAACAGCUCUGAAAGCAGAGAGAAAGACUUUAAGUGCUCUAUACCAAGAGCUAGAAGAAGAGAGAAGUGCCUCAGCAAUUGCAGCAAACCAGACAAUGGCUAUGAUCACCAGGCUGCAAGAAGAAAAGGCAGCAAUGCAGAUGGAGGCAUUGCAAUACCAGAGAAUGAUGGAAGAACAAUCAGAAUAUGAUCAAGAAGCCUUGCAGCUCUUGAACGAUCUCAUGGUGAAAAGAGAGAAAGAGAAAAAAGAGCUUGAGAAGGAGCUGGAAGAGUACAAGCAGAAGGUAAUGGAUUUUGAAGCCAAAGAGAAACUAAGAGUCUUGAGAAGAAUGAAAAAUGGAAGUGAUAGAAGUAGAGAAUCCUCUUCUUCUCCGUCUUUGGGUGAAGACACUGAGGAGCAAUCCAUUGAUCUGAACUGUGAACCAAGGGAAGAAGAUAACAUUAACACAACCACUUCUACUGAUACAGUUUCAAGCUUGGAGGAAAUGACAAUGGACUGUGUGAAGCACAUGAAUGCUCUUGAUAGUUCAUUAGCAGAAUUUGAGGAAGAGAAACUGUCAAUUCUAGACCAGCUCAAAGCAUUGGAGGAAAAGCUCAUAACUUUGGGUGAUAAAGAGCAACUUCUUGAUGACUUGAAUCAGAACAGCUUUUUUAGCAGUCCAGAGGAAGAUAUGUGCUGUAACAAUGUGUAUUCAGAUGAUAAGCAAUGUCACUCUCCAAGAAUGCCAAUGGCUUCUCUGGCAAAGAGGCUGCUUCCAUUUUUAGAUGCAGUCAAUGAUGAUGAGACAGAAGAAUCAUAUUCAUGUGGAAGGCAAGAGGAAAACUCAGGAGGUCCCAUUGAUAAUGCAACUAUGAAAGUGUCCAUCGAAGAAGAGGUUGAUCAUGUUUAUGAGAAGCUACAAGCUCUUGAAACUGACACUGAGUUUCUAAAGAACUGUAUGGGAUCCACAGAGCAGGGAGAUCAGAAGGGAAUGGAUCUUCUUCAGGAUAUAUUGCUGCAUCUUCGCGAUCUCAAGGCUGUGGAACUCAGGCUAAAUCAGUUGGGUGAUGAUGAUCCAUUGAGGUGAAGAGUUGUAUUAAUCAAACGAAGAUUUGGAAGGCAUUAAUGUUUGUAUUUCUGCUUUGAUCCAAACAAGAUUUAGUGAGUAAAAGUCCACUGUUUGCUAUUUUCAGGCUCCUUCUUUUUU
Molecule: messenger RNA, 2936 nt
Organism: Neltuma alba
Lineage: Eukaryota; Viridiplantae; Streptophyta; Magnoliopsida; Fabales; Fabaceae
Product: myosin-binding protein 3-like
Exons: 4
Coding region: 162-2816 (884 amino acids)
Molecular function (GO): myosin binding
Source: RefSeq, a predicted model, not a curated record